Messenger RNA from Morchella importuna, 414 nucleotides. RefSeq lists its product as uncharacterized. Bases 1 to 414 code for a protein of 137 amino acids. The record is from RefSeq and is a predicted model, not a curated record. NCBI's taxonomy places the organism in Eukaryota, Fungi, Ascomycota, Pezizomycetes, Pezizales, Morchellaceae. Gene Ontology annotation, biological process: protein peptidyl-prolyl isomerization. The transcript is spliced from 3 exons. Gene Ontology annotation, molecular function: peptidyl-prolyl cis-trans isomerase activity.
AUGCGCGUCUCAACCAUCAUCUCACUCGUCGUCUCAGCGCUCGUCGCUUCUGCCACUGCGGAGGAACUCAAAAUCGAAAAGGUCAAGGAAAUUGAGUGUGUUAGAAAGACAAAGGCGGGAGACACGAUCCAGGUCCAUUACCGCGGUACCCUCGAGGACGGUACCGAGUUUGAUGCCUCAUACAAUCGUGGCCAACCUUUUGUAUUCCAGCUUGGACAGGGCAGAGUCAUCAAAGGAUGGGACCAGGGACUAUUGGACAUGUGCAUUGGAGACGAGAGGAAGUUGACUAUCCCGUAUGAUCUUGCUUAUGGGGAACGAGGGAUGCCGCCAGUUAUCCCGCCGAAGGCCACCUUGAUCUUCCAAACCGAACUGCUUGGGAUCCAAGGAUACACUCCGGAGAAGGUUGAGUUGUAG